Molecule: messenger RNA, 3314 nt
Organism: Eutrema salsugineum
Lineage: Eukaryota; Viridiplantae; Streptophyta; Magnoliopsida; Brassicales; Brassicaceae
Product: protein PAT1 homolog 2
Exons: 5
Coding region: 385-2739 (784 amino acids)
Biological process (GO): P-body assembly; deadenylation-dependent decapping of nuclear-transcribed mRNA
Cellular component (GO): P-body
Molecular function (GO): RNA binding
Source: RefSeq, a predicted model, not a curated record
CGGGCAAGAUCCAUGUGUCAAUGUUACGCACAGAACAAAAUAAAAAGACUCUUCUUUUCUCUUUCUUCUCUCUAAUCUCUUCUCUUUCUCUUCUCUUCUCUUCUCUAGGGAGAGAGGUUUCCUCCGACUUUCCGAUGAAACUUUUUUUUCUUCAAUUUCCCCGGAAAAUCUGGGAACCCUAGGAAUCUGAGCUGAUUUUUUUACUUUCCUUUCAUUUUUCUUUUGUUUAGCUGUCAUCUUGUUGACAAGCAAUAUCAACCCUCUAGAGCUAGUGGCUAGAGGAAGAUUCGAUUGUUUAUUCGCUGGAUUUUUUAAAGCGGUCUUCGUCUUGAUUUGUGAAGCUUUUGUUAGUUCGAGACCUCUUAUUUUUUUCUUGCGUUGAUCAUGGAGAGAUCUGAUUCUAGAGAUCUCUACAGCUUAGCUCGGGCUUCCUCAGAUAAUAUUAAUAAUAGUACACUCUUUGACGCAUCUCAAUAUGAGUUCUUUGGUCAAAGUCUUGAAGAAGUGGAAUUGGGAGGUCUUGACGAUGAUGCUGCUCUUCUUGGACAUGCCGAUGAUGAAGAGUAUCACUUGUUUGAUAAAAGAGAGGGUGCAGCUUUAGGAUCAUUAUCUGACAUGGAUGAUCUUGCAACAACUUUUGCAAAGCUGAACAGAGUUGUAACAGGGCCCAAACACCCUGGAGUAAUUGGUGUCAGAGGAUCAGGUUCCUUUUCAAGGGAAAGUUCGACUGCUACAGAUUGGACACAAGAUAAUGAGUUCACAAGCUGGUUGGACCAGCACAUGCUUGAAGAACAAGCUCAAGAAGCUACCUGGCCUUCGCAGCCACAAUCAUCUGCUAACUCAAAACCUUUGUACAGGACAUCUUCAUAUCCUCAGCAGCAGACACAGCUGCAGCAUUAUAAUAGCGAGCCGAUCAUUGUACCGGAAUCGACGUUCACGUCUUUCCCUUCACCUGGCAGCAACAGAUCUCAACUAUCUUCACCGAGCCAUAUUCAUCGUGCUCCUUCUCUCCCUGGUGGUAGUCAGCUGACCUUCUCUGCUCCAAACGUCUCUCCUCUCUCAAACUCUACUCUCCUUCUUCCGGGUUUGUCGUCACAUGGACCGCCUCAUUAUGGUAGUAACUUGGCUAGGUAUGCCUCAUGUGGUCCUACUCUUGGUAACAUGGUGCAACCUCCUCACUGGGUCACUGACCCCGGCCUUCUGCACGGGGACCAUUCCGGUUUAUUACACAGUCUGGUGCAGCAGCAACUUCAGUUGCCUCCUCGGAAUGGUUUCACUUCACAACAGUUGAUCUCUCUUCAGCAGAGACAGUCUCUAGCUCACCUUGCUGCAUUACAAUCUCAGCUGUAUAGUUCGUAUCCUUCACCAUCACAUAAAGCUCCUUUUGGUGCUGGUGAAGUAAGGGAACACAAACACAAGUCAUCUCAUAGAAGCCGAAAGAACAGAGGCAUAUCCCAACAGGCUUCGGAUUUGUCUAGCCAGAAAAGCGAGACCGGGUUGCAGUUUAGAUCAAAGUGCAUGACGUCAGAAGAGAUAGAGAGCAUUCUCAAGAUGCAGCAUUCCAAUUCACACAGCAACGACCCAUAUGUCAAUGACUAUUACCACCAAGCCCGGCUUGCCAAAAAGCUUGCCGGGUCUAGAGCAAAGACUCAAUUCUAUCCUUCUCAUCUCAAGGACCACCAAUCUUCUUCUCGGUCACGUAAUGGUUCAGAUCAGCAGCAACCACAAGUUCACGUGGAUGCUCUUGGAAAGAUUACUCUUCCUUCUAUUUGCAGGCCACGAGCCUUACUCGAGGUUGACUCUCCUCCUAAUCAUGAGGGAUCUGAGAAGCAUCUAGAGCAAGAACCUCUUGUUGCAGCUAGGGUCACAAUUGAAGAUGCUUUUGGAGUUCUUAUUGACAUAGUUGACAUUGAUAGGACUCUCCAAUUCAACCGGCCACAAGACGCAGGUGCUCUGCUCAGGAGAAAACGGCAGAUUUUGCUAGAAGGUUUAGCAACAUCGCUUCAACUUGUUGAUCCCUUCAGCAAAACCGGCCAGAAAACUGGUUUGACCGCCAAGGAUGAUAUAGUCUUUCUACGCAUAGCGACUCUUCCCAAGGGUAGGAAACUGCUCACAAAGUAUCUACAACUUCUCGUUCCCGGUUCUGAGAUUGCUCGCGUUGUCUGUAUGGCUGUGUUCCGCCACCUCAGGUUUCUGUUUGGUGGCUUACCGUCAGACAGCGUUGCAGCAGAGACAAUAUCUAAUCUUGCCAAAGCAGUUACGGUUUGCGUCCAAGCAAUGGAUCUCCGAGCACUGAGUGCUUGUCUUGCAGCUGUGGUUUGUUCUUCGGAGCAGCCACCUCUCCGUCCAAUAGGAAGCCCUUCCGGUGAUGGAGCAUCGGUUGUAUUGGUAUCUCUUCUCGAGAGAGCUGCUGAAGUAGUGGUUGGGGUUCCACGUGUCAACCAUGGGAGCUCCAACGAUGGACUCUGGAGAGCCUCGUUUGAUGAGUUCUUCUCACUUCUUACCAAAUAUUGCAGGAGCAAGUAUGAGACGAUCCAUGGUCAAAACCAGGACAAUGCAGCUGAUGUGUUGGCUAUAAAGAGGGAAAUGCCUGCUGAGCUUUUACGUGCGAGUCUGCGUCAUACAAAUGAAGACCAGCGGAAUUUUUUACUGAACUUUGGUCGUAAAGCAUCACCGGUUAGCGAGGCAGCGACACGUGCAAGGGGUGGUCAGAUCAGCUCUGAAUCUGUGAGGGGUUAAGUUGAACCAUAUAGGAAACAAACUGUGAGGUCAUAUGGAUUAAAGAGUCCGGGGCAUGGAAAACUUGUGAAGUAGCUGGUGUAGGAAUCUUUCACAAGGCUCAGGUGAUACAUGUUUUUUUAUUUUAAAUAGAUUGUGUGUUUUAGUUCUCUUUAAACUUCAUAAUCCUUAAUCCUUCUGGUGGGGAAAGAAAGAUUGAAAGUGGGGAGUUGGUAAAACCGGAAAGGAGAAAGAAAUGAAAAUCCGGGGAGAGAGCUGUAUUUUUUGGUGCUCUGUGAUGAAAACUCCUAUUUGUAGGACUCAUUAGGGUUUUUAGGAGUUUGGAAGGAGACUUGUGUUUGUGACUCUGUACAGACUGAUGGUGAAUGAAGAAGAAUGGUGAUGGUAGCUAAGAAGGCUUUUUGUUGUCUUAGCAUCUUUGUGGGUCUGUUUGAAAUUAUGUGCAUUGUAAUAAUAAGGAACGCAUAAUCUUUUUUCAAAAAUGUUGUUUCUAUUGGAUCAUGUCUUGAACCUCCAAUUUGGUCGUUGUUAGUUGAAUGUAUACUUCUGUAAUUUUAAGAAGUUGAAACUUGAAA